This is a messenger RNA of Ostertagia ostertagi, 444 nucleotides long. The record is from the annotation of a GenBank genome assembly. NCBI's taxonomy places the organism in Eukaryota, Metazoa, Nematoda, Chromadorea, Rhabditida, Trichostrongylidae.
GAAUUUUUCUAUGAUGAGGACACCGGAGAAUAUUUUUUCGAUCGUGACCCGGACAUUUUCCGACAUAUCCUAACUUUCUAUCGAACUGGAAAGCUACAUUAUCCCCGACAUGAAUGCCUUGUCGCGUACGACGAGGAGUUGUCAUUUUUUGGCAUCAUGCCAGAUUUGAUAAGUGAUUGUUGCUAUGAGGACUAUAAGGAUAAGAAACGGGAAAAUCAAGAACGCCUUCUCGAGGAGCGGAUCGAGAGCAUCGAUGCGACCAAGCUCAAGCAGACCUUUCAGCAGAAGAUGUGGGCGGCGUUCGAAAACCCACACACCUCGUCGGUCGCACUUGUUUUUUAUUAUGUCACGGGUUUUUUCAUUGCUGUUUCUGUAUUAUGUAAUAUAAUAGAGACCAUUCCAUGCUGGUUAGUUGGAUUCGAUCAAUUUGUCAAUAGUAUGUAA